CCCGGGACUCCCAGCAGGCCCCGCGGCUCGGCUGCUUCCUUUGUGUGUGUGUGUGUGUCUCUCUCUCUCCGGGUCUGUGAACCCCGCCCGCUCAGCUCAGCCCAGCCCAGCGCGGUCCGUAUCGGCAGUCCGGGCGCUCGGUAUCCGGCUUAUUCCCGAACCCCCGGAGUCGGCGGCUCGGCUUGGAGAGCGGCCGGGGAGGAUCAGGCAGAGCCAGCGGAUGGAGGUGAGGAUGUGGUGCCUGGCGGAGGGAGCCAGGCCCCGGAAGGCUUACAGAAAAUGGCGGCUCCGCCAUGAUCGCUGCGGCCUCCAUGUACUGAGCGCUCGCACUGUCACACGGGCUGCCCAGCGGGUACUGCCGUGCCCGCACCGUGUGUCAUGGCGGGUCACUGGGGGGGGGGAAUCGGAUGGACAUAGUAUAUAUUAUAAUAAUAAUAAUGAGAAUAAUACAGGCAGGGUGAGAUAAUACGGGCCAUUAGCGGGAUAACGUCAUGAUGGCACACUUUAUUCACAAGGAUUCAAUCUUUAUUUAUAUUUUUUUUCAUGCUUGGCUCCCAUUGGUUGCAAGGCUUUUUCUUGUUAAAGACGGGGAUUGUAACCGUUGGCAUCAUGUUUGUGACUACAAUCCCCAUGAGUCUCAUCCAUUGUGAAUGAACAUCAUGGGGGGGGGAGGUGCAGUAUGUGUGUGUGUAUAUAUAUAUAUAUAUAUAUAUAUAUAUAUAUAUAUAUAUGUGUGUGUGUGUGUAGGCCUGUGGAAAUAUUCGUUAGGCUUUGAAUGAGAAUUUAAUAUUUUUUUCAAAAAUAUAUAUAUAUUUUUUUUGCAAUAGUUUACACUGGGUAAUUCAGUAAAGGUGAAAAUGACUGUACUGGAAUUUUUAUUUUCUUAAAGGAUCACUCUGGCCUGAAAUUUGAAAUUUACUUUGAAUUCUUUAUUGGAAAAAAAAAAUAACACUAACAGUGUCAUGUUGAUUUAGUUAUUAUGUUUCAUAGCGUGUUGAACUGCUUUUGAGUUGGCUGUUUAUAUUAUGCUCAGCACUUAAAAAGUAAUGGGAUUUCAAAGAGUUAUGGCAUAAAUCAUGAACUAAAGUGGUCUGGGUGCACUGUCCCUGUCCCCCUUAGUCCUGUUUUGUAAAUCAUUGCAGUUUUUAAGCAACUGCAAUGUUUACAUUGUAGUACUAAGACAGCCUCUAGUGGCACUUUUGUGAGUUUACCGGACUUUAGGUCGCCAAAAUGAUGCUGGAUGCCCAAACGCUCUGCGUGAGAACAUCCAGCGUCAUUGAGAGACGACAGAGCACAUAGUUGCUGGAAUCUGGUGAGUAUAUAAAGGGGUUUAGUUUUUAACCCUUUAUGUACCUGGUGGGGGGGGGGGGUUCUAUAUUGUUAGGAAUACAGACUUUUAUAUUCCUAACAUUAUAGAAUCCCUUUAAUGUCACUGAUUUAAAGGAUCACUAUAGUGUCAGGAAAACAGAGGUUUUCCUGACACUAUAGUGUCCUCAGGGUCCCACUCCCCUUCAGCAGCUUACCUUUAUCCAACGCCAGGCUCCCUCGGCGCUGGUGACCUCUCCUCCCUGUCUGACAUCAGCUCCCUAGUGGAGCUGAAUGCACAUGCACGGCAAGUGCUUUCUUAUGGACACUCUGCGCAAUGGAUGCGAAAUUCGCAUCCAGCGUCGCAGAUGCACCUCUAGUGGCUGUCCGGAAGACAGCCACUAGAGGCUGGAUUAACCCCAAAUGUAAAUUGCAUCUGAAGGGUUAAAACCUGAGGGAUCUGGCACCCUGACCACUUCAUUGAGCUGAAGUGGUCUGGGUGACUAUAGUGUCCCUUUAAGACAGAAAAAGAUUUCUGAAACAAUAGUCUUUUUAACUUGUUUACAUGAUUUCUAUAUUGUCACGAAACAGUUUAACUACAGGCAGAAAAGUAUAGAUUGUAGUGUCCCUUAAGCACCAGCAGCCUACUCUUGAGAAUUGUCACUAUAAUAGGCACAUUUGGAAAAAAAAGGUGCAGUCAUACUCCUUGCAUCACCCAGAACGUUUUACUUCUGAAAACCGUACAGAAGAUAUUAAUCCCUCAUAACUUAUACAUGCAACAUUUAGAUAGUUAAAAAAAAAAAAAACCUUACCUUGCUCUUUCUUCUGUCUGACCUAUUUUAAAACCAAAAUUGUUUGCAUCUUUUCUAAUUGUUCAUUUAACUAUUGCUACUUGUUAUUCAGCGCUCCGUUAGAUUGUUGCCAACAAUAUCUUCCUGCCCCAAUACUUCUUGAUGCUCCAAUAUCACUUAUUCUUUUUUACAUAUAGCUAAUACAUUAUGUAAGAGAGCUAUAUUUAUUAAACGAUUAUUUCAAGAUACAUGACCACUUCACUGACUUAAAGUGGGCUGAUUCCGCUAGUCAUUCAUUGGCUAAGAGCGUCAAUUAAUUAAAAAUCAUCCGUUUUUGCCUAGGUGUGAAAGUUCUUGAUCAUUUCCUGCCUUUGUGGCUAAGUCUGUUCCUGUUCUAAAAAAAAAAAAUUAUUUUCAUUUGUCGUUGCUGAUAUUCUUGUAUGGAUUCUGUUAUAGUUUACUUUUCAUAGUUAUUCUCUAAAGUGAGAAUUCAAAGUGAAUUUCAAACUUUAGGCCAGGGCUGUCCAACCUGUGGCCCCCUAGAUGUUGCUGAACUACAACUCCCACGAUUCCCUGUCUGUCUUUUUAAUUGAAAGAAUCAUGGGAGUUGUAGUUCAGCAACAACUGGGGGACCGCGGGUUGGACGGCCCUGCUUUAGGCCAAACUAGCUGAACUGGAAGCAUACCUGAUUCAGAGAAUGUUUCCAGUUUGGCUAUUUGGCGCUUAAAUUUGAAAUUCACUUUGAAUUCUUACUUUAGCAAAUGGCCCUGAUUGUUUUUGUUUUUUCCUUUUUGUCUUGACAAAGUAGUGCACUUUUUGCUGAUGUUGGGUAUUUAGUUGUGGGCAGUGUAUUUCCUCUUUGCCUGCAUGUGCUGAAGUUGUGCUUCAUUUGUAUUUUGUUAGGGAUUGUGCGAUCUCAUAUACCAAAGAAAUUUAAAGUAUUUGCUUUUUCUUUAUCUUUAAUUUGAAACCUACCGCCUGGCAGCUGUAAUACUGUUAACUUUGCUAGAUCAUUGUAAAGAAGCCUAAGUAACACAGAUAUUGUGUUUAAUUCGUUGUGGUUUUGUUUGUAUUUCAUGGUUUAUUUAUUAAUAUAAAGUAUUUUUUUCAGUCUAGUGAUGCAGAAAACGAUGGAUGCUCCCCAGAGAAGUUUUCACCAAAUUUAGAAAAGCGAAUGGAUCCUUGCGACAUAUCAAAAUCUCCCAGGUCCUCAAAACAGCAUUAUUCAAGAUCUCGCUCACGUUCAAGGGAGCACAAACGAAAGUCAGGUAUGAUAGCCUCCUUAAUAGUAAUUCCUCCUGCAGAUACAUGUAUUAAAUACAAUAUUUUUAACUGUGCUUGCAAUGUUUGAGUAUUGAUUUUCUUCUCCCCUUCACAGAUGAUGGGAGGAGACACAGGAGUCGAAGCAGAAGCAAAGAGGUAAUUAAUACUUGAUAAUAUAUUAUGUGUAUUCAUAUUCAGAUUGUUUUACUACAUGGUAAGUACAAUAUGCUUAGACUUAAUAAAUUGCAUUGAGCAUAAAGUAGCAUAUGGUGCCAUUAUUUUAUUUUUCAUAUCAAGAUAUUUACGUUUGUAACUUCCUUGACAUAUAUAAAUCAUUUGCAAGAGAUUGUAAGAACAAAUAUAUUUUGGUUGUUUUUCUUGUUCUUGCUAAUAUUUUGCUAAUGGUUUAUAUAUUAAAUCAGUUGAUCAAUGGAUAAUUUAGUAUCUGUAGUUUACACCUUCGUCUUAAGAUGGCAGGUUACAUUUUUAUCCCAUGUAUUGUCUUCUAUCAACUCUGAAUGAAGUUGGUCAUCUGAAGACGCAUUCUUGACAUGGUUCUCCUUCCCUUUCUCCUUGAAAUAACCCUUUCAGGAAAAGCGCAUCUCAUUAUAUGUUGUGUUAAAUAAAAUCUUGCAAGUUUUAAUGAUAUAAGUGCUCCUUAAAAAAAAAAAAAAAAAUUAUAAUAAUACUUAAAACAUUUGCUCACGAAGGUCUCUCAGUCAUACAGACUUUAAUACCAAGCUUAUAUAGUUUGUUUGGUGAUGAUUUUUUUUUUUUUUAGGAAGCGUUUAUAUAAAAUUGAUUAUUUUGCUUAGACCACAUGAUAACAUUUCUAUAAUAAAUCAUACUCAGCGUGCUAAAGCACGAAGAGACUGAACUGAAGACGCUGCAGACUCAAAUAGCAAAAUAAUAAGCCUACUUCAUGAUAAGGUAACUAUCAGUCAUUCAACAUUAUAUUUGCCUUUACAAUAUAUUAAGUCAACUGUUUUAAGGAUGUUUUCCAGUAAGUGCUAGCUGUCUUGAUGUAUUUGACAUGUUUGCAUGGGUGACAAAUUCUACAGUGAUUUUUCUAUUUCAGGAUAGUUUAUUUUAUACCACAAGGGAUUUUUUUCUAAAACCAGGAAUUCUGGAGAAUUGAAAAUAGACUUGCAAAAUCUAGUUAUAAAUUGGAGAGUAGAAAACAUCAGUUUGGUUAUUUUUCUUAAAAAUUAAGUUUCGUUAUCCAUUUUUGUUUUCCACAAUUCAAAGUUUACUGAAUAAACCCAGCAUGUCAGUUCAGUUGAAAGCAGGAAAAUACUUUUAAUCUUUGUUCUUUUAGACUGCACUGAUGUUUUCAAUGGAUUAAAGAACAUCAAAUACAAUUCUAUAUGACUCAUGGCAAUUAAAAGUUCUUUUGUUUAUUACCAUGGUACAUUUUCAUGUACUGUAUAUACUUGCUUUUAAUGUUUCUCAUGUACUACAUUGGCAAGUAAUACUGUAGUUGUCAUUCUGCUUACUUGGCAAAUAAGUCAAUUUGUGUUACACACAUAGUAACAAGUUUUUGCCACAGGAGCGUAAUUGUAUAUAUUCCCCUUGUUCUCUGCUAUACAUAUUGGAUUAAUAAUACGUUGAUGGCCAUGGUGGUUAGCCUAAUUUGCAAAGGGUGCAGAGAAUAUCUUGGAGAAACAAAAUAAGGCAUCAACCGAAAGACACCACUUUGUGUGUACACCAAGCUAUAAUAUCAGUAUGUAAAUAAUUAAAUCAUAUGAUUAUAUUUUAGAUGUAUGUUGUGAUUUGUGUAUGAAUGCUUGUAGUAUUAGUACUGUACUGUAGUCAAGGAAGUAUUCUACUUUUUCAGUUUAUAUUAAUGUUUCUGUUUAGCAAUGUUUUUGUCAUUUUAGGUUGCAAACAAACUGGACAUUAUUUAAAUCAAAUGGAUAUUUUUAACAGUUUGUUCUCAUUUCAACUGUUAAGUUAAAAAUAUACCCUCUUAAUUGUGCGUAUAAUUUGGAUGUACAUUUCUCCAAACUAUACAUGUGUUCAUAAUAAUGGCAGCAACAUUGGAAAGUAAUACAUGAAAGUGCCUCAUGAUGUGUGUUUUUUUUCCUUUCUCCCAGUCACACUGCUUAAAUAUUGUGUGUGGUAUAUGGAACACAAAUUGUUUUGUUUCCUUUCAAAAAUUGACCUGCAAUAAAUUUUGCAAUUUAGUCAAUCCAUACAAUAGAUAAAGGUCUGUGAUAGACAACACUGUUUGUUUUAAAGUGUAAGAUUUGUUUUUUUAGUAAGUUGUUAAAAGAUUCAUCCACAAGGAUCUCUGUUGAAGUUGGAUGCCAGUAUCCAUGAUUUGGCCUUGAUAUACAUUUGACAUUUUCAUUAUUUUUAGUGCCUGGUAUAUAGGUUUAUACUAAAAAUAUUGGUCCAAAUUUAAGAUUCUACAAAGGUUACAUGUGUUACUUCACAACAUAGCAGAGCAAUCUUUUGAUGCCAUACUAACUCUCUUUGUUGCACUAUUUUCCUGAAAGAACCACCUUCUUCUUAAAACAGGGUAGAAGACACGAGUCCAAAGAUAAGUCGUACAAGAAACAUAGACCUGAUGAUUGUUUCGACAAAGAGCAUUCUGAAAAAAUGAGGGAAAGACUCAGCUCAUCAGAAAACGGUGAGGAGCGACACAGGCGAAAAGAGAGAAAAUCCUCUAGAGGGAAAAGUCAUUCCAGAUCUCGCUCACGUGAAAGGUAAAAAAAUAGUCAUCUUCUUUGUGAGAAAUUAUGAAUGCAGCAUGUAGCAUUUCAGAUAAGGCAACCAUUUUCUUUUCAGGGGGGCUGUCUCUUAAUUGAUAGAGCUUAAUGUGAUUUAUUAAUAUAACACGGUAUCCUGAUAUAUCCUCCUUCGGUCUAGAGUUCCCGCUAUUACUCCAUAAACAAGAAGUUAAAAUAAUGUUUGGGCUUCUUUGAUUUUGUUGAUCCUUUAAAUACUCAGCAAGUUAGAUGUCCUCUUGUGAUUUGUCUAGGCAACAAUAAACAAUUUAAUAGAUGCCAUGUUGUAGUUUGUAUUGGUUUACUGAGCUGUUUUGAGUAGGUGUGUGAAUGAAAUUUCUUGACAUCUGGACUUUAUAUGUCCCAUAAACCCAUUCUUGUUUGGCUUAUGGGAUUUGCUCAGUGCAGCGUGAGGAUUAGGAUUGACUAAAAAAUUCUGAAGAUUUGUAGUGAACAAGGGGCAUUAGUGAUUAUCUCAUGAGUAACCACCUUUUAAUACUUUAAAAUGGGCUAUGUUGCAUCCAGAAAGUAGGUUAUUUUGCCAAGAUAUUAUCCACACUCCUUGUGUGGUGGCCUAGGAGUAAACUGGCACUUCAUCUGUCAGAAACCUUCAUCACUGUUAUAUUCUCACACAUAUAGGCUAGAUUGCAGGAUCCAUCAUAUAAUAAUAACUGAGAAGAUACAGCAAUCUACUUACUGCUUACAUAGUUCUUCUGCUCCUUUAUCUGCAUAAGCUAUGUGUGAGACUGUAAAAUGGAGAAUCUUGUGAUGCAGUAUGGUUUUCCUUAGUCUCACGCAUGUAUAAUAAGGUGCUAUAGAUGAUGGGAAACUGCCUUUUGCCAAAGAUUUUCAAUUCAAUGAGACAAAGAUAUCCCUACUUUGUCUGUGUUAUCUUUUGAUUAUACUGGAAUUUCAAGUUAUCUGUUUAUGAAAUUUGAAAGAAUGGCUUUAAUGCACUAUUGUACUAUUUACUGUAUAUUUUUAAAACUCAAACAGAGAAUUUGGCCUCAGAGCCUAAGUCACCCCUAGUAAAUUUACUGCAGACACCAAUUCUCUUAACCCGAGUGCACCGAAAUGUAGUUUCCCAGCUAACAAUGAGUAAUUUUAAGACAAAAGAAGAAACUGUCUUGGCAAGCAUCAAAGUUAAGUGAGACAAAUUCAAGCUUCAGCAAAACAUCUGCGUUGUAAAGCAGAUGUUACAGCAUAGGAAUCUGUUUUCCAGGGCCUAUGCGUGUAUAAAUAUGAAAUCAUAUAUAUAAAUAUGGAUGACAUGCAACAGAUUUUGCAGAUUCCUGUGCUGUACAUUUCUUUUACAAUAAAGACUGCAUGCUGAAGCUUGCAUUUGUUUAGCCCUUCCUUCAUUAUGUGGCGAGACCUUUAUUUUUCCAUAUACUGUUUACUGUAUUUAAACAUACAAGAGUAAUUAAGGAAAUGUUAUUGUGCACAUAUGACCUAUAUGUAUAUGUUUUAAAGAUUUGGGAAUUUUCUAUAGGCGUCAUCGUAGUAGAAGCCGUGACAGGAAAAAGUCCCGCUCGAGAAGUAGAGAAAGGAAAAGACGUCCACGAUCUCGAUCAAGAUCCAAGCACAGACAUCGAAGCAAGAGUCGAAGCAGGAGCCGGUAAGUACUAAUUUUUCUAAUAAAGCAAGUGUUGAAUGAAAUAUCUUAAUAAAUGCCUUGAGGACAGACAUAUUCACUAGUUUAAAAUGAAAGGUAUUACACUCUACAAUGCAUUCAAGUGUAAAACCCGACAUGCAUUAAAGAGACACUGUAGGCACCCAGACCACUUCAGCUCAUUAAAGUGGCCUUGGUACAGUGUCCCUCUAUUGCCCUUAGUGCUGCAGUGUUAAACAUUGCAGUUCCAGAGAAACUGCAAUGUUUACAUUGCAGCACCAAGUCAGCCUCUAGUGGUUGUCUGCCAGAUCUGCAAUUAAAGAAGAGUUUCAGAAUUUUCUAGUUUAAAAGUAGCAGUAUUACUCCUUGCAUGAGAUGUUUUGUUGUAAACAUGCAAGUGGAAUUUAUUUCAUUAACAUUGGGGGGGAAAAAAUCUAAAUAAAAUGUAAAUAUUUGAUAGGGGCAUAACGGUGAGAGGGAAAUUGCUACUGUUACUGCAUGUGGUAAGUUGGGAUGGUUACCUGCAUUGUCAUUAAAGGAUCACUAUAGUGUCAAGAAAACAAACUUGUUUUCCUGACACUAUAUAAUCCUUGGGGGACCCUCACCAUCGGGGUCCCCCUCCCGCUGAGUUGAAGUGGUUAAAACCCCUUCAGCUACCUCCCUUAAUCCAGCGCCGGGCUCCCUCGGCGCUGGUGACCUCUCCUCCCCCGCCGACGUCAGCUCCAGAGUGGAGCGGAAUGCGCAUGCUUGGCAAGAUUUCUCAGUGCUUUCCUAUGGACAUUCUGCACUCUGGAUGCUAAUUUCUAGCUGUUUUCAGGAAGACAUCCACUAGAGGUUGGAUUAACCCUGCUAUGUAAACAUAGCAGUUUCUCUUGCACCCAGACCACUUCAUUGAGCUGAAGUGGUCUGAACUAUAGUGUCCCUUUAAUUGAGCUGCCUGAAAUUAUAGAAAUUAAUUGUGCAAAAUCUGUCAAAAGUGGAGAAAAACCAACCAAACAAAAGAUGCACACCACUGCCACUAAAUAUGAAAUAGUUCUAUUGAAUAAUUUUUAAAAUCUAAAAGAUUAAAGGAUCAUUAUAGUGUCAGGAAAACAAAUCCCAUGGCGCUGAAGGGGUUAAAACCCCUUCAGCAGCUUACCUUAUUCCAGAGCCUGGCUCCCUCGGCGCUGGUGACCUCUCCUCCCCCGCCAUCAGCUCCCUCGUCUGACGUCAGCAGAUGCGCCUCUAUUCGCAGUCCGGAAGACAGCCACUAGAGGCUGUCUUAACCCCAAAUGUAAACAUAGCAGUUUCUCUGAAACCGCUAUGUUUGCAUCUGAAGGGUUAAAACCUGAGCGACAUUGCACCCAGACCACUUCAUUGAGCUGAAGUGGUCUGGGUGAAUAUAGUGUCCCUUUAACAUACAAAGAACAAGUGAUGCAGCUAAAUCAGUACCAGAAAGCAUACAUGAUUUAAUACAAUUAGCCUACCACAGCUGGAUAUCAGUCACAAAGAUCCCCCCCUGUUGCUUCUGCAUGCUUAGAUGCUUUUCUCAAGACUGGUAAUCCAGUAUAAACUUACCUGUAUCAGGAUGUAUACCCACAAGAACAGCUGAUGGCCAUUAUCCUUUGGUCACCACCAAGGCUGGAAGUGACAUCACAUUGGACCAUGUAAAAUCCACCCCCUCCCCAAAUAACACCAAAAUACUGGUAAAUCAAUUAAACGCAUAAUCCCACAACUGCUAUUGUAGUAACCUAAUACACAUGUAUAUACAAAUUAAAUACAUCCCUACGAUGAUACAUAUACUUUCUUAAAGAGCACAUAUGCCUUGCACGAAUAAGCAUUCUUUACCACCGUCUUAGUUGAGGAAAUUCCACUGGACCUAAAGUAUAAGGCUUAACUCAGUAAUAAAACGCAUGCAUGUGUGUUUUAAGAGCCAUUGCUGUCAUUUGACAUUCCACAAAAGGACUCAAUAGCUUGAGGAGAAAAAAAAACUCAAGUAGAGAAAAAACAAUCGAGCUUCAGUGAGGUCCCUACUUUCUUGCAAACCAAAUGGAAUGUAUUGAAAUUAAUACGUUUACAACUACAGCAAACUAUACUAGUUCUAUUGAAUGACCCUUUCAAUUCUAACUCACUGAAUAUUUAGUAGUCCUAUUUAGUUACAUAUAUUCUGUAUAAUCUAUGUCCACCAAGUGUGAGAAUUUCAGAACAUUCUAUGAGUAUAUAAAAAAAAAAAAAAAAAAACUAUAGGGGGAGAAUAGAUUUGUAUAUUAAAUUGUUUAUCAGCAGGCCCUAGCUUGGACACUAAUCCCUUUAAAAUAGAACUGUCACAUUUGAGAUCUCUGCACCAAUAUAAAAACUAGCUUGUGCUGGCUUUUCUUCUUUGGAAUUGCUGACUUUUUAUAAAUGUAUUUUCUUUUUGGUGUAAAGACUAAAGUAGAUCAUUUUGAAGCUGAAAUCAGUCUAUGAUUAUUUGUAGCACUAUUAAAUACAGGGUGUCAUGGAUACAGUAAAUUAACAAUUUAUUGACUAUCAAAACUUUUUUACAUAUAGGGAGAAAAAGAAAAGAAUUGAAAAACCUCGAAGACAUAGUAGGAGUCAUAGCCGAACACCAAGUCCUCCUCCAUUCCGAGGAAGAAACACUGCAAUGGAUGCACAGGAAGCCUUAGCAAGACGGUAAAAUAGAAAAACUACUUUGGUGCAGAAUAUUACUCAAGGCAAUAGUAUUUUCCAUUAAAAUACUUGUUUUCCUGGCACUAUAGUGCCCAGAGGGUGCCCCCACCCUCAGGGUCCCACUCCCGCCGGGGCUGGAUGGAGAGGAAGGGGUUUAAACACUUAACUUUCUCCAGCGCCGGGCUCCCUCGGUGCUGGAGACUCUCCUCCUCCUUUCCCCGUCAUCGGCUGAAUGCUCAUGCGCAGCGUUUGAGAAUGCUUUCCUAUGGACGCUGGCGUCUUCUCACUGUGAAAAUCACAGUGAGAAGCGCUGAAGCGUCUCUAGCGGCUGUCAAUGAGACAGCCGCUAGAGGCUGGAUUAACCCAUUUGUAAACAUAGCAGUUUCUCUGAAACUGCUAUGUUUACAGCAGAAAGGGUUAAUCCUAGGUGGACCUGGCACCUUGACCACUUCAUCAAGCUGAAGUGGUCUGGGUGCCUAUAGUGGUCAUUUAACUCUGUGAAAUGUGGAUAUUCGGUUAGUAAGAGUAUGAAAUAUGAAUGUGUGACAAAAAUCCCUGUAAGGAUGUAAAUUUCUUGAAUAUGUUUUUCUGUAGUUUUUUUAAAAGAAAUAAUAGAAAUCGCUAUGAAAAUGAAUACACUUGUACUUUUUAGUAAAUAAGAACUUUUUUUUUUUUUUUUUUACUUUAACAUUUUCACUUUCUAGGUUGGAAAGGGCAAAAAAACUUCAGGAGCAACGUGAAAAAGAAAUGGUUGAAAAACAGAAACAGCAGGAAAUUGCUGCAGGUGAUGAAUGACACAUUGAUGCAGAUUUACUCACCGUUGCAAAUUGAUUAUAUAAAAGUGGCUUAUUAAAUUUUUUUGUAUUAAGUCUUUUAAAAAGUAAUUUGAUAACUGUAUUUCAUAUGUACUUGGAACACAACCCUUUUUGUUUUAUAUUUUUCCUUCCUCGAAAAAUGUGUAGUAAUGAAGGAGUUAGGGCCAUUUUGAGUUUUCUCUCAUAAUAACUACAUAUUUUAAGUUUUCAAGCAUCAUCUGUCUAUUAGUACGAUAAAAAUGUUUAAAUGUGAACUCUUACCCACAUAGCAUUACUUGCAGGGUUAUUCACUGAAGGGAGAAUUGUAUUUCAAAUGUAAAGCCAAAUAAGUCAAAUUGGUAGCGUGGUUGGCUUGGAGACUUUUUUUUCAGUUUGGCUGUUGUGGGAUUUAAAUUUGAAAUGCACUAACAACAAAUCUCACAUUUUACUGCAUAACCCUUUUUUAUUUUAAAUUUACUUGAUAUGGAUGAUGUUAUGGAGUAACUCUUUAUGCUAAUCAUUUGAUAUGCUCUGUUAGUGGCUGCAGCAGGUGGAGGAUCUGUCAUCAAUGUAGCAGCGUUACUGGCAUCCGGAACACAAGUAACUCCUCAAAUUGCAAUGGCUGCACAGAUGGCUGCUCUGCAAGCAAAGGCUUUAGCAGAAACUGGUAUUUCUGUCCCUAGCUAUUACAAUCCAACAGCGGUAAAUCCCAUGAGAUUUGCAGAGCAAGAAAAAAAACGAAAAAUGCUUUGGCAAGGAAAAAAAGAAGGGGUAAGUACUUUUUUAUGUAUUUUCUUUAAACUAUGUUUUCUGUAAAAGAUGCACUAGGCAACAAGCUCUCUAUCUAAAGUUAAAUCAAUGCCAUCUGUACACUUGCUUCAUUAGAAACAUCCUCCAGACAUCAAUAGCAUAUCUGAAUUAUUUUUUUUACGUUAUUUAAACAUAAAAACACUUGUACCUUAACCCCAAUCUUUGUCUUCUCCGUGAGGUAGAAGUAAAAACUUGGGAGAAUGUGGAAUAACACACAUAUAUUCCAGUGACUUAUUAGUCUUUAAAAUUGAAAGCAUUUUAAAUGAGUGAAAUACCAAUUCUGCCAUGUUUUGGUUGCACUCUGUCCCACAGUUCUACCCUUUGUGCAUGUAUUUCUGAAUUUCUUUUCUGCACAAUUUGAAAUCAAAACUUUUUUUAUAUAUAUAUAUUUAUUUUUUUGCUGUGCACAUUAUAACAGACAAGCUUACAGUGUCACGACAGCACUUGCAAGAUGAAUAAAACUUAGUUUAACAUAGGUAUGGCAUUUGAGAUGACUGCACGUUUUCAUAAUAUUUAAGGAUCAUAAGUAAUGCAUGAGCAAGCAGAACAGUGUAUGUAAAGGAAUGAAACAAGCUGGGCAUGCUAUAUACAGUCGUCUGAGUGUGAGAAAUAAAUCUACGCUUCCUUUAUGGCAUAACCUUUCAGACUGGACUAUAUUGAUAUAGGUAUAAAAUAUAAUGGGGGCGGGGUCUGGCCGCCGACGGGAUCAGACGCGUUCUGUCUGAGCUCCCGCUCCAAGGCCCAAAAACCGGAGCAAAUUGGAGGAUAACCGCGACCGGAGGGUCCCACAGAUGUCCACAAGGACCCCCAGUCACUGGGGAAAGCGGGGAUGCCGCAUGGGUCCCGGUCCGGCACCGACAGUAACCCGGCCGGGCUCGGAGUUCGUUGGGGCUUGAGCCAGGAAGGGACGGCCGCUUUCCUGGGUCUCCUGGCCGGCGGUUCGCGUCCGCCCCCCCCCCUGGACCGGGGGGGUCAUCCCGGUCUGCAGAGGUACCAACCAGCACACCAACCUUGGCCCAAUCAACCACCCUAGCAGGGAACAUCACCCGGGCGACAGUACACAAGAUGGCCGCCGAGCGCCGGCCAUGUGCGCGAGCUGCCAGAGAGAUCAAGAUGACGCCUGCUCAAAAAUGAGGAAAACAACGCAGUCAAAGAGAAAAGCACCCACUAUUAUCCUACCAGUCUACUACAGGGCAGUAAAGCUCAUGGACACUGCAAGCAGGAUCAAGUCACACUCUCAUGGAAGUGCCGGCAGCAGAACUCGCCUAGACAGCACUCACCACACAAGGAGACAUGACAGAGUGCAGUGGGGAGGUUCACAGGUCCAUGGACCGGAAAAUCUCGGGGUCCCACUAAUGCUGAACGCCCUGCUGCAGCCCAUCGGUGGUACUGGGUGACAACUGGAUAAAGCGGCUCCUGCUAACACACAGCAAGAUCAUCUCCAGCAAUGUAAAGACUCUUGUUAUUCUCAAUGUCAGUGCUACCCUCUUUCCACGAUUACAGAACACAGAGGUGUUAAUAGCUCUGUGUCCCGAUAACCACUCCUAGCUAGCAACCACCUUGACUAAUUAGCUCUGUUGGCCAGACUUAUCCCCUAGCACUGUUCUGUCUACCCAUGCUAUUGUAUGACAAGCACUUAACUCAUUGUGUUCACUUAGUCACCUGUGUAACAUGUUAGGAAAGCAAGCCCAGGUGUACACAUAUAUACCUGCAUAUAAACAGACUUACACCUGAACAUCACUUAUGAUACAUACUAAGCAUGGACAGCUCAUAUCUCACACUCACUGCGCCCACUAGCUAAACAUGCCUAAUUAACCUGUUCAUUAACGUUGAAACUCUGCUCUUCACGCGUCAUUACUAGCCUAGUCUCGAACUACUUAAGCUUGUGAAAUGUACUUUGUCAGUCUAUACCAUAUUCAAAAUGUGCACUGUCCAAUCACUCCCCACUGUAUCUAUUGUUGUUGAAAUUAGCGAGUGGACUGCCGGUGGGGUACCACAAGCAUUAUUGUUCCAACUGUAUGCACUACAAAAAUAAAGAAUUAUAUAAAAAAAAAAAAAAAAUAUAAUAAGCAAGAUUACUGAGAGUAAUUCAUAACCCUGGGUGCUGUAUGGUGGAACAUUGCAUAACAGUUCUCAAAACAAAUGGAGCAGAGAUAAUCAUAAACUCCCUAACUAGAGAGCUGUUUUAAGAGGAGUAGAGCACGGUUCUCCUUUUUUAUGAAAUAUAUGUAAAAUAAAAAAACGAGAACUAAGUAAAUGAUAGGAUCCUUCAUCCAUAUCAUGCAUGUUUGAGAAAGUGAAGCCGGGAAGAUUACAAAGACUCUCUCUGUUUUUAGUGUCAACUCAAAAAUGUAUGCCUUUGCUUCAGUGAAUCUGACAUGUCAAAUGACACAGAAAUAUGAGUAAACAAUGAGCAAUUUACAGUGAUAUGCUACUGAGAAAACCAUAUCAUUGAGUAGUGAACUUAAAAUGUAUUUUGUGUAGUACAUUUACAGUUUGGAGAAAGUGAUGGCUUUCUCACGUCAUAAUAUUGAAACCUGCUUAAAGACAUCCCAUAACAAAACUGAGAACGCUAACCCUAACCUACGGAUUACACGAAUAGUGUUGUUCCCUGGAGUAUCUGUAAUACUUGUGUGAGAAUGUAGAUUUUAGUAUAUCACUCUAAAUCUUAUGACGUUAACCUCUGAAUUUUCUUUAUUUGAUAUUAUAGGAUAAAUCUCAAUCUGCAGAAAUCUGGGAAAAAUUAAAUUUUGGAAACAAGGACCAAAAUGUAAAAUUUAGAAAAUUAAUGGGCAUAAAGGUAAGUUUUCUUUUUUUCUAUUUCUCUCAGACAAUGUAUUUUCCCCUGUUCAUCAAAGCUGAGCUUCUAAUAGUGUCAUGUAACCAAAAAAAACUAUUGUUAGUUAUUUCAUCCAACUACAUAUGACUUGUUACUUUCGGGUCACAUGUGUGGGAGGGUAUUUAUAAGUGCUGUUUUACAUUCACACAGAUGGCUCUACUGCAUAAUCUGCCUAAAAUAUCAGGGAUCCUAAAGAGUGUGCAAUUCAUCUGGAACAAAUGGAGAUGCUUCAAUGCUGCAUCAGAGUAGUUUGCGGGAGGCACUCCAAUGUACAUUCACUAAUCUUUUUCUGCAUGUGCUUAUAGGUAGACCACACUAAAAAGUGAAAGCAGAGUGCAGUGUCAACUAUUUUAACCUUGAAUGCUAUUGGGGAUCUCUGUCCAUGAAUCAGUGUGGUGGAAUGCGUUAAAACAAUUUGCAAAACAGAAUGCCAGAACUUUCAGCAUUUUAUGCAUUCCUCACGUAUCUCCCCCAACCACAAAAAAAAGUUUAAUUUGCCACAACUAUAUUUAAUGAAUAGACCUACAUUUAUGUUCCUUUACAAUAAAAGAAACAAUCCCUUUAAGAAGUGACAAAGUAUCUGGAAUACCCAAAGAUAUACACAUGAAUAUCUGUUAGUGAGCAAAUAGUUCUGUCAAUAUCACACUGUGAAAGAGUAUAGAGGACAAAAAUGUAUACUUGCACUCUCCUUAUGAAGCAUGUCUCAGAAAUCUAUAAUACAUAAACACAGACCUAGUGCAAUAUAGCCAGAAUAGAGUAAAAAAUGUGGUGCUCUAAAUGAAAUGCUCACAAUUGUGGAGUGGUUAUAGUACCACUUCAGACUAUCAGGCCCAGGGAGGAUCAGACCCUAGAGAUCGUUGGAUCCAGAACACUGACACUGAUCCAUAACAUCUCCUGCACUGACACUUUUUUAAAGGGAUUGUUUGCGCACCUAUAUCUUUUAUUGUGUUUAUUGCUGUGGUGAUUUAAUAUAUCAGAGGUCCUUGUAGGUUGCUGCAUUUAUACACAAUUGUUCUGAGUUUGCCUUUGGUGGUAACACUUGAUUUUAUAAUUAUUUGCACAUUCUAAUUUGUUUUUGGUACUUUACCUACAACUAUUAACGUAUUACAUUUGAUGUUUGGAACUGUAAUUAACAAAGGUGAUGUCUGCCAUCAUCCUAUUCUGGGCCCUUUGUUAUUUUUUCAUAUUACACCGUGACUACAAUCUCUUGUCUUCUCUAUAUUUUUGACCAAAACAUCAUAUGACAUGGAAAAUUGUAUUUACUGAAAUACAUAGUAUAUAUACUGUGUGCCCUUCAGGCUGGGUGGAUUUCCACUCUGCCGCCAGCAUUUAAGCCGAUCAUUGCUAUCCAAGGUUGAAAAGAUUAGCGCUUGUUAAUGAACAAAUAGUAUUUUUUUAUUAUCUGUGCAGCUACUGAGGAGCUGUGUUCUGGAUGCUCCAAAACAGACAGAAAACCAGGGGACAAGUCAAUAGACUUAGAGCCCUUGCCCACUCCAAUGAGCUGUAGCCCUUAUGAUGCGUAGUGUGCAUGUAACUGAUCUAUUUAUUGUAAAAAAAUAUAUAAUUAUUUUUUUUUUUUUUCUUAGAGUGAAGAUGAGCCUGGGCCUAGCAUAGCUGAUUCUGAAAGUGUUACAACACUCAAGCAGCAGGAAGAGGUCUUUCGAAAUCUUGAUGCACAGUAUGAAAUGGCAAGAUCACAGACCCACACCCAGAGAGGAAUGGGCUUGGGGUUCACAUCGUCAAUGAGGGGAAUGGAUACAGUUUAAAAGCAAAAAUAAAACAAGAUGUUUUAAAAGUCUUUACCACUCUGGACUUAUCAAUACUUCAUGUUGUAACCAAAAAGCUGGAAUUCAAGCUUGCAUGGAUGUUGCAUUGACUUUAACUUAUUCAAAUCAUUUUUGUAAAUAUAUCAGUGAUACUGGUGUUAGUGAUGUCAUCAGAGUAAGGCCAUUUACAUUAUUGUUAAAUAACAGUAGGGAACUAUUUUAGUUUAGAAGUUUUUACUUUCCAGAUUUGUAAAACAGCAGGUGACUCAAAAGUAUAUAUAACUUUGUCUCUUCUCAUUACCUGUAAUUCCCACUUUAAUGUCAUCUCUGAACAGAAAGAUGUUGUGAAAUGUUUAUGAACACGUUUCUCCUUACCUGGCCUGAAUGUUAAUAAAAUUUUGUUUAUUCUGUUUGUUAAUGUGUUUUGAG
Molecule: messenger RNA, 16990 nt
Organism: Pelobates cultripes (western spadefoot toad)
Lineage: Eukaryota; Metazoa; Chordata; Amphibia; Anura; Pelobatidae
Source: the annotation of a GenBank genome assembly